This is a messenger RNA of Parnassius mnemosyne (clouded apollo), 999 nucleotides long. NCBI's taxonomy places the organism in Eukaryota, Metazoa, Arthropoda, Insecta, Lepidoptera, Papilionidae. The record is from the annotation of a GenBank genome assembly.
AUGAGUGCCAAAAAGGAAACGAAACUUCAUGAGGACAAAAACACAGAUUCAGGUUAUCUAUCUGGACCUCUUAGUGAACAGCUGUCAGGAGUUUUAGAUGUAGAAAUCAGUAGUGAUAGCGGAAAAGUGAGUGCUUUUGCGGAUGAACAGUUAGAUAGUGGCUUGGACCUUUCAGAAUGUUUGUCGAAUGUAAAGAUUAGUGAAACAACUGACACGCAGCUGCCAAAGAUCAGAGUAGAGGCUGAAAAGAGCCAGGAAUACCCACCUUUUCAUAUACUAUUCGAACAGGACGACGAUGGGGAUACACAACUUCACAUCGCGUCAGUGCAUGGCUGUGAGAAAUCAGUAGGAACCCUCAUCAGAGUGUGUCCAGAGAAAUCAUGGCUAGACGUCCCUAAUGACUACGGCCACACAGCAUUGCACUUGGCAGUGUUGAGCGGCAACGCGGUGGUCACAAGAAUGUUGGUGAUUGCGGGAGCAUCUCUAGCUCAUAGGGACCACAACGGGGAGACGCCGUUACACUUAGCCGUGGCUGCUAAUGACAGAGAGUGCCUACAAGCGUUAUUAGCACCAGUACAAGACCAGCCCCAUCGGAAGCUAUCUUCGGUGCUCAAUCAGAAAAAUUACAACGGUCAAAUGUGUGUACACCUGGCGGCGGCCGCGGGCCAGAUUGAGAGUGUGCAGACCCUCGCCUACUACGGUGCAGAUCUAAAUGCUGGGGAGGGUCUUGCGGGCUGGACGGCACUACAUAUCGCAGCACGGCGUGGUGACGCACGGUUGUGUGCUGCGCUGCUGCGCUGCGGUGCUGCGCCCUCACCCCUGGACUUUGCCAAUCGCACGCCGCGCCGUCUCGCAGCACGGAACUCCGCAGCACACGUCUUCUCCGCUGUGGAAGACAGCGACACGGACGACGACGACGACGAUGACAUGUUCGACAGUGACAGCGACAGCUUGUUUGAGAAGUUGAAGGAAAGCAUCAACCCUAUAGAUGUUGCCUGA